Messenger RNA from Melampsora larici-populina 98AG31, 432 nucleotides. RefSeq lists its product as uncharacterized. Gene Ontology annotation, cellular component: cytosol. The record is from RefSeq and is a predicted model, not a curated record. The transcript is spliced from 2 exons. Gene Ontology annotation, molecular function: guanine deaminase activity; zinc ion binding. NCBI's taxonomy places the organism in Eukaryota, Fungi, Basidiomycota, Pucciniomycetes, Pucciniales, Melampsoraceae. Bases 1 to 432 code for a protein of 143 amino acids. Gene Ontology annotation, biological process: guanine metabolic process.
AUGGAUCGGAAUGAAACAUUUGAACGUUAUAAGCGAAAUUCGGUGGAGGAACCUAUAAAAGAUACCAUUGAAUUCAUUGACUAUAUUCGACAAGACUGCGUUCCUGAACUUGAAAAAGCUGAUAUAUCACUUUCCAAGAAGGAAGGUUUUUCAUCAGCUCUACUUCAACCGAUCCUAACGCCUCGAUUUGCAAUCUCAUGUACCGAUAAACUCUUACGCCAACUAGGCCAACUACUCCAAUCAGAUCCAAGCUUACGAUUACAAACUCAUCUAAGUGAAUCGAAAUCAGAAAUCUCAUUUACCAAAUCAUUAUUCCCUAACAUAGAAACAUAUACAGAAAUACAUGACGAAUUCGAUUUAUUUACAUCACCUACGAUUUUAGCUCAUUGUAUACAUUUAGAACCGAGUGAAAUUGAUUUGAUUGAGAAAUGA